AUGCAAGUUCCAAUGUGGAAUGUAAGGUUGUAUGAGAAAGCAUUCAACGCAAGGGUGGUUUAUGAUGGAUACCCUACUCUGUUUACCAUCAAGCUACAUCAUGGGGGAGAGUUCACAAAGUUUCCAGAUGUGAACUACAUUGAUGGAACUGUGACAUAUGUUGACAUGGUCGAUAUAGAAGAGUUUUCCGUUCAUGAAAUGGAUGCCAUCAUGAAAGGGUUAGGAUACUCAGUUCCCCCAGUUAUCUAUUAUCAUUUUCGGUUGCCCAAAGGAGACAUGCAUUUUGGACUACGUGCCCUAGGAAACGAUGAUGAUGUUCGUAAUCUUACCCACUAUGUGAAGGAGCAUAAAGUCAUAAGGGUGUACACUGAACACAGUUUUACAAAAUUGCUUACUUACUUUAUGGCUCCUAAACCUGUUAAAAAGGUCACUAUUAAGCAAUUAGAUGAAAUUGAGGAACAUGAAACCACCACAACUGAUAACCAAGCUAGUGAUAGGAAAAUGAGUUGGACCAAGGACAAAUCUUUAUCACUAUCCCCUGUUUUACAUAAUGAAGGUGCUUUGUCAAUAUCCCCUGUUUUACAUAAUAAAGCCAUGGGUGAUGUUAGUGAAGCUAAUGUAGAUGGGGAUAAGGAUCAUGCACCUAAUGAUUUUGAUGAGGCAGCUAAUGAAUUUGAUCUUGGAUUGUACCAACAGAUUUUAGAAUCCAAUUCUGAAUUUGAUAAUGGAUUCAAUGAAGAGAAGGAAGGGGAUGAAGGGGAGGAGGUAGUUAAUGAAGUUAGUGUUAAUGUAGAUAUGAGGAAUUAUGAGAAGGAUGCUAGAGUUGAAGAUGAUGUAGAUAUGGGGGGUUAUCAGAUGGAUGCUGGAGUUGAAGAUGAAGUAGAUAUGUGGGUUAUCAGAUGGACACUGGAGUUGAAGAUGACGUUACUCAUAAUGUAG
This is a messenger RNA of Lactuca saligna, 939 nucleotides long. NCBI's taxonomy places the organism in Eukaryota, Viridiplantae, Streptophyta, Magnoliopsida, Asterales, Asteraceae. The record is from the annotation of a GenBank genome assembly.